Molecule: messenger RNA, 1422 nt
Organism: Lepus europaeus (European hare)
Lineage: Eukaryota; Metazoa; Chordata; Mammalia; Lagomorpha; Leporidae
Gene: HABP4
Product: hyaluronan binding protein 4
Exons: 8
Coding region: 91-1374 (427 amino acids)
Biological process (GO): positive regulation of RNA splicing; positive regulation of translational initiation
Cellular component (GO): nucleus; cytoplasm
Molecular function (GO): RNA binding
Source: RefSeq, a predicted model, not a curated record
GAGGCGGGCAGGAUGGGUCUGCGCUGCCGUCUUCGCUGAGACUCGCUCGCGUGGGCUGCCCGCGGCGGGCCCACAGGCGGCCGCGGCAGCAUGAAGGGCGCUCUGGGGAGCCCCGUGGCCGCAGCCGCCGCCGCCGCGAUGCAGGAGAGUUUCGGCUGCGUCGUGGCCAACCGCUUCCAUCAGCUGCUGGACGACGAGUCGGACCCGUUCGACAUCCUGCGCGAGGCCGAGCGCCGGCGCCAGCAGCAGCUGCAGCGCAAGAGGCGCGACGAGGCGGCGGCGGCGGCGGCGGCGGCAGCAGCAGCAGCAGCGGCGGCGGCGGCGGCCGGAGCCGGCGGCCGUGGGGGCCGGAGCCCGGCCGGGGCCUCGGGCCACAGACCCGGCGCGGGCGGCGGCCGCAGGGAGUCCCAGAAGGAGCGCAAGAGCCUCCCGGCCCCCGUUGCUCAGCAGCCGGACAGCCCCGGCGGCGGCCCGCAGCCGCUCGGCCAGAAACGAACUCCCAGAAGAGGGGAGCAGCAAGGAUGGAAUGACAGCCGGGGCACAGAGGUGACGCUUGAUAGAGCGGAGCGGAGACCCUACAGGGAAUAUCGCCCCUAUGAGACCGAGAGGCCGGCGGACUUCACAGCCGAGAAGUUUACAGAUGAAAAACCAGUGGACAGAUUUGAUCGUGAGAGGCCUCUUCGAGGACGUGGAGGCCCGAGAGGGGGCAUGCGAGGCAGAGGCAGGGGCGCUCCCGGAAACAGAGCCUUUGAUGCUUUCGACCAGAGAGGAAAACGAGAUUUUGAAAGAUACGGUGGGAAUGAUAAAAUAGCAGUCAGAACUGAAGACAACACGGGAUAUGGAGUGCGCACUUGGGCAUCAGGGAAAGACACCAGUGACAUGGAGCCGACCGCCGCAGCAGAAGAGACCGCAGUGAUGGAGGAGUCCCAGGCCACCCUGGAGGAGGAAGCCCCAGCCAAAGUUCCUGAGCUGGAGGUAGAAGAAGAAACUCAAGUUCAAGAGAUGACCUUAGAUGAGUGGAAGAAUCUUCAAGAACAGACCAGACCAAAGCCCGAGUUUAACAUCCGGAAGCCAGAGUCCACUGUCCCUUCCAAAGCAGUGGUGAUUCACAAGUCAAGAUACAGAGAUGAUAUGGUAAAGGAUGACUGUGAGGACGACUCCCAUGUCUUCCGGAAAGCUGCAAAUGACAUCACGUCCCAGCUGGAGAUUAAUUUUGGUAACCUCCCUCGUCCCGGGCGUGGAGCCAGAGGCGGCCCGCGGGGAGGCCGGGGAAGGAUCCGAAGGGCAGAGAACUGCGGACCCAGAGCGGAAGUGGUGACACAAGACGCGGCUCCCAACCCCGACGACCCCGAGGACUUCCCUGCCCUGGCCUGAGGAGACGCCUGGCCGGGCUCUGAGGACAAUAGAUGUUGCUUUUCCCGA